Hemiscyllium ocellatum (epaulette shark) is the source of this 1041-nucleotide messenger RNA. Its product is annotated as brain-specific homeobox/POU domain protein 3-like. The record is from RefSeq and is a predicted model, not a curated record. NCBI's taxonomy places the organism in Eukaryota, Metazoa, Chordata, Chondrichthyes, Orectolobiformes, Hemiscylliidae. Gene Ontology annotation, biological process: regulation of transcription by RNA polymerase II. The transcript has 2 exons. Gene Ontology annotation, molecular function: RNA polymerase II cis-regulatory region sequence-specific DNA binding; DNA-binding transcription factor activity, RNA polymerase II-specific. Bases 1 to 1041 code for a protein of 346 amino acids.
AUGAUGUCCAUGAACAGCAAGCAGCCCUUCGGCAUGCACCCCAUCUUGCACGAACCCAAAUACACGACUCUGCACUCGAGUACCGAGGCCAUCAGGAGAGCGUGCCUGCCCACUCCUCCGUUACAAGGCAAUAUCUUCACCGGAUUCGACGAGACGUUGCUGUCCCGAGCCGAAGCCCUGGCAGCUGUGGAUAUUGUAUCGCAGAAAAGCCACCCGUUCAAGCCAGAUGUCACCUACCACACCAUGACCAGUGUGUCCUGCACACCUACCUCCUCGUCUGUGCACCUGCCCCAUCCAUCGGUGCUGACCUCUCACCCACACCAUCACCAUCACCACCACCAGCCAGCCCAAGGCCUGGAUGGGGAGCUGCUGGACCACCUGAACCCUGGCCUGUCCCUGAGUGGGAUGGCCGGGCCUGAGGUCGGCUCCACACCAUCACACGCCCAUGCCCACAUGCCCGGGAUGAACCACAUGUCCCACCACCCGCACCACCACCACCAACCGAUGAACAUUUCCCAUUCGCACGCCCUGUCCGCCCACAUGGGCCUGGGCGCGAACGAGGGCGAGGCCGACCCCCGGGAGCUGGAGUCGUUUGCAGAGAGAUUCAAGCAGCGGAGGAUCAAGCUCGGGGUGACACAGGCCGACGUCGGCUCGGCCUUGGCCAACCUGAAGAUCCCAGGGGUGGGCUGUUUAAGUCAAAGCACAAUCUGCAGGUUUGAAUCGUUGACUCUGUCGCACAAUAACAUGAUUGCGCUCAAGCCCAUCCUGGAAGCUUGGCUGGACGAAGCCGAGAGGGCUCAGAGGGAGAAAAUGACCAAACCCGAGCUCUUCAGCGGAGGGGACAGGAAGCGCAAGCGGACCUCCAUCGCAGCCCCGGAGAAGCGCUCCCUCGAAGCUUACUUCGCCGUCCAGCCCCGUCCUUCGUCCGAGAAGAUCGCAGCAAUUGCAGAGAAAUUGGACCUGAAAAAGAAUGUGGUGAGAGUGUGGUUUUGCAAUCAGAGACAGAAACAAAAGAGGAUGAAAUUUUCUGCCACGCAUUAA